Molecule: messenger RNA, 3177 nt
Organism: Pecten maximus
Lineage: Eukaryota; Metazoa; Mollusca; Bivalvia; Pectinida; Pectinidae
Product: probable ATP-dependent RNA helicase DDX49
Exons: 12
Coding region: 3-1385 (460 amino acids)
Molecular function (GO): RNA helicase activity; nucleic acid binding; ATP binding
Source: RefSeq, a predicted model, not a curated record
GCAUGGCGAGUACCAGUAGUGGUGUAACUUCGACGUUACAGACUUUCAAAGAUUUAGGCUUAAAUUCAUGGCUUUACAACCAGUGUAAAAACAUGGGAAUAAGUAAACCAACUGCAAUUCAAGUGAACUGUGUCCCACCAAUUCUCAGUGGACAAGACUGCAUUGGCUGCGCCAAGACUGGGAGUGGUAAAACAGCGGCAUUUGCUUUGCCUAUACUCCAGAAACUGUCUGAGGAUCCAUAUGGGAUAUACGCUCUUGUUCUCACUCCAACCAGAGAGCUGGCAUUCCAGAUUGCGGAACAGUUUAAAGUAUUGGGAAAACCCAUUGGAAUCCGAGUGUCUGUAAUAACAGGAGGAUUAGAUAUGAUUCAGCAGGGGUUGGACUUGGCGGUCAAGCCUCACAUUGUCAUCUCCACCCCAGGGCGUCUGUCAGACCACAUACAAAGCUGUGAUACAUUCAGCCUUAAGAAAAUCAAAUUUCUGGUUCUGGAUGAAGCAGACAGGCUGAUAGAAGAUGAUUUUGGAGAACAACUUGAAGCCAUAUUUAAAGUGCUACCUAAGAAACGACAGACACUUCUGUUCAGCGCUACCAUGACUAAAACCCUGGAGAGUCUCCAGGAAAUAGGCAUGAACAAACCAUUCUUCUGGCAACAGAAAUCUGACACACUAUUGGUGGAGGGGCUGGAACAGCACUACUGUCUCAUGGCUGCCGACGUGAAGGAUGCCUACCUUAUGCACAUUCUCGACAAAUUCACCGAGGAGAACCCAAAGAGUUCCAUCAUGAUUUUCACCAACACAUGCAAGUACACACAGAUCCUAGGGAUGAUCUGUACAAGUCUGGGCCUCAACUGUGUAAUCUUACAUGCAAUGUGCAAACAGAAGGAGCGUCUUGCAGCCUUGGCAAAGUUCAAGUCUAACCAAGUCAACAUCCUCAUUGCUACUGAUGUGGCCAGUAGGGGUUUAGACAUACCAACAGUAGAUCUGAUUAUGAACCACAACGUGCCGUCCCGACCCAAAGACUACGUACACAGAGUUGGUCGUACAGCAAGGGCAGGUCGAGGUGGCAAGUCAAUUACCUUGGUGACACAGUUUGACAUUAAGUUGGUGCAUGCCAUUGAGGAAUUCACAAAAAAAAAGAUGACUGAGUACAAAGCUGAAGAAAAAGAGGCCUUACGUAUACUUGUGGAAGUGGCUACAGCCAGGAGGGAGGCCGAGAUUAAAUUAGAUGAAAGAGACUUUGGAGAAAGAGACACAAUUAACAAAAGGAAAAGGAUGAUAUUAGAAGGAAAAGAUCCAGAAAAAGAAGAAAAGAAGAAACAGAAAUAUUUAAAAGAGAAACAGAAAGACUGGAAGAAGCAAAAAAUGAAGAAGAAGACGAAGACAUGAUUUCGUCCUUUGUAAAUGUUAUUUGUAUUGUAAUUGUUACUGUUCUGUUACUUGAAGAUUUCCUAACAGUUGACAUUAUAGAGACUUUAAAAGAUGGACGCCAGUUUGAAGUUAUCUGGAAUAACCUGGUUCAUUAGACUUUGUCUAGUAAACAAAGGGUUGAAGUCCAAAACAAAGAAUAUCUUUUUUACCAUGUGUCUUAACAAAAUCUGAAAGUUGAUGAUGAUAUUUCUUCCUUGCAAUGUCAGCUUCAAAGCAAAUAUCUGUUUAAAUCUCUGUUAGAAAACAUGUUUCUGGUACUGGAAAGAAUAUUGAUUUUGAAGGCCUGUUCCCCUUCUAAAAUGAUCUACCUUUGAUGGGGAUAGGGAGUUUCAGUCGGUCGGACCGUUUAUCCUCAGGUGAGGAUCCGAGGUGGAUGGUUCGAUGCUCCCUAUCCGUGUCGGUUUGUGUUCUUCUCAGGAAGCUAAGAAACAGACCAGUCUGUGCUUUUAUGGUUUUGUCCUUGGGCAAGUCACUUAAUGACUUUAUCCUAAUUGCUCUGGAUGGCAUGCAACAGGCCUCACGUAGACAAACAAAUAAACUUUUGAUGAAAUAAAAUGUGUUGAAAUUGAGAUACAUGUAGUAUAUAAUAUCUUUUAUUAUUAUGAUUGUUAUUGUUAAUUUAUCAUUAUACCUAUAGUAAUAACUUGUUUAAAUGAAAUGCUAGAUGUGUUGAAUAUAAAUGUUUACAGCUGGGUAACAGUUGAAUGUGUAUGGACAUUACUGUUUCAUAAUUAUGUCCGAAAUCAGGCUUUUGGUGCCUAUUUAAUAAAAACAUAGUUUUGUGUUUUCUCGGAGAUUAUUACAACUGUUACCUGUAACACAAUGGCAUAUCGGAGAGAGAAGGCUGGCCAAUAUAGACAUUAUAAUUACAUGAAGCUGAGUGACUUACCUCCCCUUACCCACAAACUAAAAUAGUUAUACAGGUUUUACCUGUAAUUCACAGAACACCAUCCUUGAUACUCCGGGGGUUAAUGUUCACCUGGGGUGUCAUCACAAAGCAUAGGUAGUCAAAACCCCCUGGGGUGUCAUCACACAGCGUAGGUAGUCGUAACCCCUGGGGUGACAACACAGAGUGUAGUUAGUCGUAACCCCUAGUGUGUCAUCACAGAGUGUAGUUAGUCGUAACCCCUGGGGUGACAACACAGCGUAGGUAGUCGUAACCCCUGGGGUGUCAUCACAGAGCGUAGGUAGUCGUAACCCUUAGGGUGUCAUCACAGAGUGUAGUUAGUCGUAACCCCUGGUGUGUCAUCACAGAGCGUAGGUAGUCGUAAACCCUGGGAUGACAACACUGAGCGUAGGUAGUCGUAACCCCUGGGGUGUCAUCACAGAGCAUAGGUAGUCGUAACCCCUGGGGUGUCAUCACAGAGCGUAGGUAGUUGUAACCCCUGGGGUGACGUGUCAUCACUGAGCAUCAGUAGUCGUAACCCCUGGGGUGUCAUCACAGAGCGUAGGUAGUUGUAACCCCUGGGGUGACGUGUCAUCACAGAGCAUAGGUAGUCGUAACCCCUGGGGUGACAACACAGAGCGUAGGUAGUUGUAACCCCUGGGGUGUCAUCACAGAGCAUCAGUAGUCGUAACCCCUGGGGUGUCAUCACAGAGCAUAGGUAGUCGUAACCCCUGGGGUGUCAUCACAGAGCGUAGGUAGUUGUGGGGUGACGGCAGAAUACUUCAUUUUACUGUAACAUAUUUUUGAUUGUAUCAGUUUUCUCUUUAGCAUGUGCAAUAAAUCAUGUCCAUGAUAUAGUAAUGA